Molecule: messenger RNA, 294 nt
Organism: Enterobius vermicularis (human pinworm)
Lineage: Eukaryota; Metazoa; Nematoda; Chromadorea; Rhabditida; Oxyuridae
Source: the annotation of a GenBank genome assembly
AUGGGAAAGAAGGAGGGGACUUCUGUUUUGGAUGCUGAAGAAAAGUAUAGGCAAAUCAAAAUGAAGGCUUAUUUAGACUAUUCUUCUUUGCAAUACAUUUUGCUAUAUCGAGAAAAAAUUGCUGGUGGAAAAGUUCAGAGUUUUUGUUGUAUAUUUGUUAUUGCUUUCGUCCUCUUUUUUUCGUUCAAUUUUUCUCCAUUAGAAAGCUUUGAUGCUUUACAGAUUGGUGCAGUUGUCGUUGAUACUGAUGAUGUUGUUGGUGGUGUCGGUGUUGUUGUUGGUUGUUGUGUUUGA